GCCUCUGUUUGUGCAUUCUCGAUACUGUGCCGAUUUAUGUAUGUCUUGCGUUCACACCCGUUCUAGGACGUACGCCUUCAGUGAGCAACAUCGCAGUCGAACUGUGCCCCUGUUAUGAUCAUUGUGGUUUCGCUGUCUCGACAGUGUUUCCACCGCACAUUUGCGUUGCUCGCAUCAGCUUCUUGAAACACAAUAUGUCUCCUGCGGUCCUUCACCACUCGAUACUCGACUGCGAAGCGCCGCGAUUGGCGAACAGCUGCAGGUGGCUGCAUGAACCGUCUGCCUCGUUGCCUGCCUGCCGACAGGCGCAGCACCGCACAUUUACGAUGGCCGACAUUUUCGUCGUUGCCUGAUGAGAGGCCGUGGCUCGAUAUUGUGACAGUCCGGCUCCUGCAGAGACACUUUUCUCGACACUAGUUGUGAUAUCGUGUUCAGCUGGAAGCAUUGGUCCGUCCUGUCUUCGGUUCGCAAUGACGCUCCACCGCCAACAUACCAAUCAAGAAGCGCCGGCAGCCCGCCAUCUCCAGAAGGUUGGCAUUAGCGGCUCUCGGACAUCGUAUCCUCCUCCGACCCCUCCACCACUACUACCACCAUCGUCUUCCCUGCCUGUUGACCAACGGUCACCAGAGCGAAGUCCUCUGAAGCCACUCCCGAGGAGUGGUACAAACUCGUCCAGAAGAUCUGCCGACUCCGGAUACGCCUCCGACUGUUACUCCGACCCUGGCCAUCGACCCCGCAGCUGGGCUUCACCCACGCGCAAACUCAACGCCGAUGAGGAGAAUGCUGCCUGCGCGUUCAUCGAACAUGCCGACGAAUGCUGGGACUGUAACUGUCUCGGUAGCGAUCGGCGUCUUCGGGAACAACUCUGCGGAAUAGGGGCUAGUCUAGCCGGCGAGCUCGGUCGGCUGAUAUACAUCUCACAAGAUGGUGGCAUCUGGAGCAGAACGGACAACCGCCAGGUCCGGCUAGGCUACAAGCUUGGACUACGAUUCGAAUCGGUCUGCGGUUGGGCUGAAGCCCUUGAGCGGAGUCUAUGUCGUGGUGACACCAGCCUCCUACCUCGUGACAACGACCCCUGGAAUCAUUCCCGCGGACAUGAUCCAAGAAGAGCAAAUUCGAUUCAAAAGACCCCACCUCCGUUGGAGCGGGCUAGACUGGGAAAGGGAGGUACAGAGUCAGCAAGGACGCUUACGAAAGCCCUCGAGACCAUUGCCAGCUAUCAAAAGGCUCCCGACCUACGCCGGCGAACCAUCUUUGAGGAUAUUCGCAAGCAAUUCACAGAUUCUGCAACGAAGCGGGCCCUUCCUCACCAGCUACCCGCAGCUCCAGACAAGACAGUGAACUUGGGAAGUUUGCUCGUGAAAGACCAGUCCUCUGUGGCAGAUUCCCCGCAUGAACCUUGCGCGUUCUUUGUGCCUCGAUGGACGCCAGGAGAGAGCACGCAGAGCCGGGAGACAGGAGAGGCGACCGUACAUUUCGAUAGUGCGGGUAGAGCCGUGGAGAACGCCUUGACGCAAUUUGAGAAGCUCACAUUUCAGGAAGGGGGCAAUCAUGCAGCAUCUGAGCCUACGGACGGUAUAGAAGGCUCAUCUCCCUCUCAGAAGCGCCACCAACAAAGCUCAUCGCCUCCAUCUUCUCGGGCAUACUUACAACGUUUGCAAAGGAAGCGUGUACGUGGCGAUCGAGACCCCGGGGACGACUCCGGCGACGAUGACGGGAACAACGAUCGUCCACCGAAGAGAGAUGGCAAGCGCCCGGAUAGUGCGCCUAAUCGGAGAUUGAAAUGUCCAUUUUACCAACGAGCGCCAGAGAAGUGUCCUAACAAAGCAUGCCGAGGCGAAGGGUUUACAGACAUCGCGAAGCUCAAAGACCAUAUUAAGAGAGUGCACACACAACCCCUUCGAUGUGUCCGGUGUUGGCAACAGGUACGUAAAUGGUAGUACCUACCUAGGUAUGGCGGGUCACUGUUAAUCGGCCUCCUGAAAACCACUCGGGAAGACCUUCAAGGCGUAGAGACAUUGACUUUCAGUUGCUCCAUAAGCUAACGAAUACCACUACGCUCGCAGAUGGACUCCGAAGAUGCUUAUGAUGCACAUCGGCAGGAAGACAUCUCCUGCAAAAAGCGACCGGAACCAGCGGACGACCGUCUUCGG
Molecule: messenger RNA, 2153 nt
Organism: Trematosphaeria pertusa
Lineage: Eukaryota; Fungi; Ascomycota; Dothideomycetes; Pleosporales; Trematosphaeriaceae
Exons: 1
Coding region: 471-1940 (489 amino acids)
Source: RefSeq, a predicted model, not a curated record